Anastrepha ludens (Mexican fruit fly) is the source of this 513-nucleotide messenger RNA. RefSeq lists its product as uncharacterized. The transcript has a single exon. The coding region runs from base 1 to 513 and encodes 170 amino acids. The record is from RefSeq and is a predicted model, not a curated record. Lineage: Eukaryota; Metazoa; Arthropoda; Insecta; Diptera; Tephritidae.
AUGUCGAGCUCGGUAAAAACACGCGACUCUGCACUUAACGCCAUUAAGCGGUAUAUGGCUAAGAGUACGGACGAUGCUUUUACGAAGGAUGCAGAAAGCAUAAAAAGUUAUAUGCAACUGCUCAGUGAACAGUGGACUCGCUUCAAUAGCGCUCAAGAUGCGGUCGAAAUUUCGUGUGGAAGUGACAAUGUGGAAAUUGAAGAAAGUGUGCGAAUUCAAGCUGAGACGUGGUACUCUACGGCUUUAGCAAAUUUCAAUCGCGUACAGAAGUGUCGUGCCGAAGCGCAACCCGCGUCCGUGGCAACGCCUGUGUCUGCAGCAAUACGGCUGUCAAAGAUGGAGCUGCCUAAAUUCUCUGGGGACUCCACUGAGUGGAUCGGUUUUUUUGAUGCAUUUUCUGCCUUGGUCGACUGUAAUGCCGCAUUGUCAAAUGGUCAAAAACUUCACUAUCUUCGUAGUUGUUUAAGGGGUGACGCGUUAAAAAUCAUAAAAAUUACCGGUGGUCUGUACUAA